AUGGAUCAUCCAGAGCCGAUUUCUAAACGUCCUAUAGAAAUUCCACAAUGUCGUAAAGGUUUCAAUUUAGAUGAAGCAAAAAACUUUAUCGAUCAAAUUAUGGAAGUAUUUCGUAGUAUAGAUGAUAUGACAGAUCUACGUUCAAUGUAUGAAACUGGUAAACAACUAAGUCGAUCAUAUUUUGAUUGUCAUACGUAUCGUUUGGAAUUAGCUCAGUAUUUAACUAAUUGUGAUUAUCCUGCCUUUGCGUCGAAAAUGAUGAAGAAAUUGAAUAAUAUGGGUGUGUUCAAGAAUGAUGAUAUUUGGUUCUCUUCAUUUUAUUUCUAUAAUACAACAUGGAAUUUUUCUGAUAUUUGGCCGGAAUUUGCCACUGCUUUAGCAAUUGCUGGUCUACCAAAUCUACUUAAUUUAAAUAUUGGACAUCAACCAUAUUUAGAGAAUUUAAGUAGUAAAAAUGUAUAUUAUUUAAUUAAAGCUAGUUUAUCUAUCAUACAUAAUAUAGCUCGUGUUCCAGGUAAUACACAUUAUUUUGCAUCUGAAUCAGUUCGACAAGCUCUAUUACAUUUAGCUCAACGUGAAGAAGAAUUUCUACGCUGUGUUUCCACACUUUGUUUAGCGCACAUUAUUACUGAGUCAGAAAUUCAUUUAAUUACUGACAUAUCAAAUGGUGGUAUUGAUUUGUUAAGAAUUUUAUUUGGCUAUGUCACAUCAGCUCGUGUUUCUGAGAAACGAAGAUGUCAUGGAUUCCAAGUGCUUGAAUUGUUAUCCUCUGUUGCCGCUUUAUCUGUUCUUGAUCCCGUCAAGGCGAAUUUAUUAUCAUCACCUGUUAAUGUGAAUUUGAUUGCUGGUACAAAUAAUAAUCAAAGCACAGAGCAUAGUAUGACAUGUCUAAGUUUACUGAAAGAAUUAAUUGAAACUGCAUUACUUCCUAAUUCUAGUCCUGUUUCUGUUAGAGAAGCAGAAGAAGCAGUCCGUAUCUUAUGGAAUACAGUUUUUGAUUCAUCCAUUUGCACAGGAGUUUUACAGAUACAAUUAACAAGUUGGUUAAGUGACACUAUGGCAAAUCAUACAGUUGCUUUACAAACUUAUAAAUCUCUUUCACGUGCAAUCGAAUCUAUUAAUUGGCAAUUGAAUACUUGUAUUUCGAAAAAUUCUAAAAAUGAACCUACAGAGUGUGGUCCUGUAUUAUUAUGUUUCUCACCGUCUAACCGUAUUGCUGUUAACCGAGUGGCUGAUCGUUUAAGAGAUGCUGGGAUUAUGCUUAACAGUAUUCCUUUUGGUCCCGAAGUAAUACCAUCAGUAGAUGCUUCAGCAACUGGACUUACUAUGUGUGCGGCUAAUGCUACAAAUCAUGCUCAGUGGGUUGAAUCUAUUGAACAAGCCUCAGUUAUGAUCGCAUUUUUAAGUGAUUCAUUUCGCUUAAGUCCUGGUUGUCGAUGGGAAGUGGAACAUUUUUCUAGUUUUGAUACAAACGUAUACUCAAAACCUAUUAUUCCUGUUAUACUACAACCAAAAUUUAAGUUGACUGGCUGGCUGAAUCGUCUCAUUUCUCAACAUCCUAUUGAUUUCAAUGGUAAACGGGAUCCAGAAGCAAGCUACGAUGCUUUAAUUAGCCAGGUAAAAGAAUUUUAUGGAGAGGCAAAGAAGCGUGCGGAGGCUGCUGCCUUAGUUGCAGCACAACAUCAGUUAUCCAUUGAUGCCAAAAAACACUUAACAACUUCAGGCGAUACUGGAUUCCCCGGGAUACCCAAUUCAGAUGUAACGUUGAAUCACGUCAAUGCAAGCCCCGCAGUUAGUAGUCGGGGUUCUCUGGGUCCGUCUCCAGGCAUUAAACGUGAAGAUCCAAUUCAUCUAAGUAAUCAGAUAGGAUUACAGAAGAUUUGCAAUCAAAACAUGAUUCCUGUGCAAUCGAAUAUUACAUCCCGACCUUUGGCGACUAAUGCCUGGCGUCAUGCUAUUCGUCCUUCAGUUCGUAAUUGGUCAACCUGCAAGGUUGCUUCAUGGUUGAAAUUUCGCGGAUUGGGCCAUGUACCUUCUCAAAUAGCUGGUGGCAUAGAUGGUGUUUUAUUGUCCCAGUUAGCUGGUUUACGCAUUUGGGCUCCCGAGUACUUCACUCACUGUUUACGAUCUGAACUAGGUCUUGGUUUUGCUGAUUCUCUACGCUUCUUAGAAGCGUUAGACGAGCUUGCUCCGGAGGAUAGUGAUGCCCAUGAUGUUGAAGAUGUUGAUGAUUGUGUAGAUGGACGUCCGCAUUUGGGAAAUCAUGAUGGGGCAUCGUCUAGAGCAUAG
Schistosoma guineensis is the source of this 2289-nucleotide messenger RNA. NCBI's taxonomy places the organism in Eukaryota, Metazoa, Platyhelminthes, Trematoda, Strigeidida, Schistosomatidae. The record is from the annotation of a GenBank genome assembly.